This is a messenger RNA of Hyalella azteca, 2834 nucleotides long. RefSeq lists its product as uncharacterized. The transcript is spliced from 14 exons. The coding region runs from base 174 to 1928 and encodes 584 amino acids. The record is from RefSeq and is a predicted model, not a curated record. Lineage: Eukaryota; Metazoa; Arthropoda; Malacostraca; Amphipoda; Hyalellidae.
AAAAUCAGAUUUCAAGUCAUUAAUAAAUCUAUCAAUGCAUUGUUGAUAGAAGCAAUAGUUUUCUUAGAAUAAACUGCAACUUGUGCAAAUUAUUUAAAGUAAAUUGUAGAAUUGUUAGAGACACAUACUUUGAUUUUAUCAGUACACAAGAAACUUGGAAUUCUAGUAAAAUUAUGCCUCCAAAGAAAAAUAUAAGAUCCAGUGCCUUCUCUAAAACAAAGGGGACAAGCAUGGGAACUAAGAAGUCACAGCCAAAGGCCAGAGCUAGGACAGCAUCUGCACCAUCUGGUCCAUAUGUGAGCACCCCCAUCAGAGAUACAAACGUUGGUCCUGUUGUUGCUCCACGGAAAAUUCUGUCCGAUGAUGAUUCUGUUCCUCGGAAGAGAAGUCUUCCUCCAACGUCCUCAACUCAAACACUGAGAGGGCUUAGCAAGUCAGGUUCUUCCAAGUCCCCAACAUCUAAAGUGUUACAACCCUCACUGCAGGGAAAUGCACGCAGAUCGCCUGGAACUACAGCAGCUUCAAGUGGGAGAGUAACUCCUGUCAGCCCUGGCCAAGUGAGGAAUACUUCUUUAGGCUCUGGCUCUGCUUUUAAGAAGCCCAGCUACCGCCACAGCCUUAGACGUUCCCUCUAUGUUCCACCCUCCAGCCACCGCAGACAUUCUGCCCGAUUGUCUAGUGGUGAAGCUUCUUCAGUGUUACCUGCUCCUGAAGCCACCAUAUCUCAGAGCACGCCAGCAGCAAGUGUUCUGUUCACCAGCGUUGUGGAUGCGUCCAGUGCUAAACGCCCAAGGCUUGCAACCCCGCAUCUGCAUGCAGGAGGUGCUGGGCACAGAACAACGCCCUUCAAAGCUCAGUGUCCCAAAGUAGCGCACCGACCACUUCAGCAAAUUCCAGCCCCUGAGUAUUCAAAAGAACAGAUCUCGGCUUGGGACUCCGAAAUCAAGACUUGGCUGAAUAAGACGUGGAAGCUGGCAUACUUGAGCGCCAUGUCCGGCUUUGACGUGCAUGUGCCUAAUCUACGCUCCAGCUACCAGAAGACACUGCGCAAUAAGAUUAGUGAGCUGCUGCCUUUCAAUGUUCAAGUUGAGUUGCUGCCGGUGCACUGCUUCUCGCGCAACCUGAGCAUCACAGAUGCCGUGUCACUCACCAUCAGCUACUCUCUACCUCGGGAGUGGGACUUGAGAAGCCCGUCAAGAAAGAGAAAGAAGAAAGAGACACAAGAAGCGACCGAUAAUCGGCGUAUUCUGUACAAGAGUUUCAUGGUGCAAGCUCAGCUCAAAGAUCGCAGCGCCGACACUGCCGGCAUCAACUGGUAUCCUUUAUAUUUCUAUGUCGGUCGGGAAAGAAUUCAUCAGGCAGUAGAGCUGUGGCUAGCCGACUCGUUUGGCGCCUACGUGUCUCAGAAAGGCCUGAAGGCGUCUGCCUUGCUGUGGGCUUCAGGACUCUGGUACCAGCAGUCGUGUGCUGAUCCCAACUUUCCUGUUUCGCUGAGUUACGCAAUCGUGGGACUGAGUGCGGACGGCUGGCAGCACCACCGGCGCUACCCCUCGUCCUCCAAGGUCCGGGAUGAGAGCUUCGUCAGUUUGGAAAUGCCCGCUGACACCAUGAAGAAAAUCGCCACGUGCAUUUUUUCGGAAUCGGACGAAGCGCAAGUGACGGGCAGCGAGCGUGAUCUCUUCCACUGUCUUGUAGGCAAAAUAAUUGCACAAAUGACGCACCUGCCUGCUUCGUGCCUACGACUUCUCAGCAUCAAGACGUCGUGCGUGACGCUCUUUCGCAGCGGCCAGGUGCGAGUGUCGUGCAAGCGACACCUGCUUGGUCUCCUGCAGUGGCUGCUGGAGCUUCAUCGCGAGGACAGCCUGUUGGACCAAAUUGGGGACAUGAACCUGACUCGUCUAUUAGAGGACGAAGAAAUUACCUUCUAAUUUCUGAAGACGAUUCUUGAGCCUGCCAAGGCCUCAGCAUGGCUCCCGGGGAAAGAAAAUUAAUAAUGUUGGUCUUGUAUUCUGCAAAAAAUAUUAAAUUUUUCUCAGUCACUUUUCUUUUACGCGUUCGCGAACGGGCCUUAGUUGACGAUCUGAAAUCGGAAUUCUUGUUCCUCCUUUUCUCGACUUGUUUGCAAACAUUUUAAAUGUUGAUCGUUUUUGUGCUGUAGGUAGAUGUGUUGUGGUGUGUUCGUGUCUGGUGCUUAAAUGUUCCUUUUAGACUGGAGUGCCGCGGGCUUGGCUUUGAGUUGAUAUUGUUGUCUAUUAAAAAAACCCAAGAAAAUUCCCUCACCUGUCUGAACUCAGAUUUUAGAUCUUUGACCAGCUCCUCCUUUCUAUUUUUCUGUACAAACGGCAUGAAGUUCAAUAUUUCGCUUAUGUCAUUGUGAUAAUCCGAUUUGUCGUUUUCAUUGUAGCAUCUUUUACAUAAAAACAAAAAUUUCGCAUUGCUUUGAUCCACGUUUUUUCGAACCUUUAGGCCUAGAAAUGUCCCCCUCUUCCUAAAAUCGUAGGUUUUUAUCACAGUUCUUCAAUUCGAUUUUUUAUUGAUGUACCUGAAAAUGAUAGGAUAUCUACCAUGGAUUUAGUUGCAAAUCUAACACUCUGGAAGGUUGAGGAAUUGUGCAAGUUUAUGCCUUGUUAACUAAAGGCAAAAAGUUGCGAAUGGUGAUUGCUCAACUUCAAAGAAUGAACUAAUGAAAUGAAGGGGGAAAAAAAUUGUAAUAGUAAUAAGGUUAUGUGAAUCAAAGAAGUUAGGAAUUACGCACACGUUCGAAUGUAAAUAGGAUUUCCUGACUAUCCUGUUAAUCGACUUUUAUUUUUUAAAAUAUAAUUACAUUACCUUUU